Molecule: messenger RNA, 3003 nt
Organism: Drechmeria coniospora
Lineage: Eukaryota; Fungi; Ascomycota; Sordariomycetes; Hypocreales; Ophiocordycipitaceae
Product: cystathionine beta-lyase
Exons: 5
Coding region: 1-3003 (1000 amino acids)
Biological process (GO): carbohydrate metabolic process; transsulfuration
Cellular component (GO): cytoplasm
Molecular function (GO): hydrolase activity, acting on carbon-nitrogen (but not peptide) bonds; carbon-sulfur lyase activity; pyridoxal phosphate binding
Source: RefSeq, a predicted model, not a curated record
AUGCCGAUCCGCAACCCUUUCACGACGCGCAGAGCCGAUGCCGAUGCCGAUGCCGAGGCCGAUGCCGAGGCCGACGUCGACGUCGACGUCGACGACGAGCAUGUGCCUUCGGUUCCGGCGUUGGAGAAGCUAUACUGCCAGCCCGGCUUCGAGCGCGUCGACACGGUCGGGUCCAAGGCGUCGUCCAUCCUGAGCUCGCGCAGCUCCAGAAGUCAAGAUACCGGCGAGUACAAGAUGAGCGGUGCGCGAGCCCCCAAGUUCCACCGACCCCCUCCGCAACCCCUCCCUCCUCCUUGCAUCCCCAUCUCCGACCCCGACCUCGACCCCCCCGUCCCCGUGCCACCUCGACUGACCAUCUCUCGGCCCGACAGUCGUCAACGACAGCGGCGUCUACCUGCCGGCGAUCCUUUGUACGCCGCACCUGUCCCCCGGCCGCACCGUCCUCGUGAGCUGACCAGCCAGGACAUCUCUGCCCGGUCGCCGGUCGCCACCAGCCCCGUCUCCCCGACGGGUCAGACGUUCGACUCCAGCUACCUCCCGCGCGUCCCCCGCUCGGCCAUGGACCGCAGGAUAGAGCGCCAGCCGCCGACGGCCGAGGAGGGGUUCGAGGACGUCGGGCUCGAGGACCACAAGCCGCCGCCGACCCGCCUCCGCGGCUUCUUCUCCAAGUUUGCCGAGUCGCAGGAUCGGGACUCGGCCGGGGACACCUCCGUCUCUCGAUUCUUCAUCACCGGCCGAAAGCGCGGCAACAGCGGCCAGGGCGCCGAGCUCACCAGAAUGGAGCGACCGCCGGUAGCCGACGAGGCACGAUGCGCGCAGCACAGCAUGGCGAAUGGAAAAGUGAUCGAGGUGCCGGCAGCCGCCACGGCUUCUGGGCCUCCGACCGCCGCCUCCGACGACUCCGCUGAUGAUGCCGUCGCCCUCGGCCGGCUGUCCUUGUCGUCCCGGACCGUUCACGCCGAUGACCGCAUCGCCGCCCACCGAGCCGUGGCGCCGGCCAUGCACGUCAGCACGACGUUCCGGUACAGCGACGACCCGGAUCAGCUGCUCGGCUGGGACAACAUCGACCCGGCGGCGCCGCGCGACUCGCACAUCUACUCGCGCGAUUCUUGCCCCAAUACGACACGGCUCGAGGCCCUGCUCACCUCCAUCCUCGGCGGCCCGUCCUUGACCUACUCGUCGGGCCUCGCGGCCUUCCACGCCAUGCUGGUGCGCAUCAACCCGCGUCGCAUCGCCAUAGGCGACGGCUACCACGGCUGCCACGGCGUCAUCGACCUGUUGUCGCGGUUGACGGGCCUCGAGCGGCUGCCGCUCGACUGCGACGAAUCGGCGUUGCGGGCGGGCGACGUCGUCCACGUGGAGACGCCCCUCAACCCGACGGGCGAGGCACGCAACCUGCAGCACUACGCCGACAAGGCCCGACGGGUGGGCGCCUACCUGACCGUCGAUGCCACCUUUGCGCCGCCGCCGCUGCUCGAGCCCUUUGCGUGGGGCGCCGACGUCGUCAUGCACAGCGGCACCAAGUACUUUGGCGGCCAUUCGGACAUGCUCUGCGGCGUCCUGGCGCUGCGGCCGGGUCUGGACUGGAUGGCAGACCUCGUCGCCGACCGGCUCGUCCUCGGUUCCGUCAUGGGCAGCCUCGAGGGCUGGUUGGGCAUGCGAUCGUUGCGGACGCUCGAGCUGCGCGUCACACGCCAGAGCGCCACCGCCUCGGCUCUGGUCGCCUGGCUCGCCCGGGAGAUGCAAGACCGGAGCUCGGCCGUGGGCAGCCUCGUCGACCGGGUGCAGCACGCGAGCCUGCAGGCCGAGGCCAGUUCGGAGGGGAGCUGGUUGCGCAGGCAGAUGCCAGCCGGCUACGGUGCCGUCUUUGCCGUGUGGAUGAGGGACCAGAAGGCGGCCAUGACGCUGCCCAGUCGCCUGCGGCUCUUCCACCACGCGACGAGCCUCGGCGGCGUCGAGAGCCUCAUCGAGUGGCGGGCCAUGUCGGACCCGGCCGUCGACAGGAGGCUGCUGCGCUUGAGCAUCGGUGUAGAAUCACUCGAGGACCUCACCGAGGAUCUCCGACAGGGACUCGAGUCAUUGCGGCCUCCGGAGCAUGCCGCCGACCUGAACCGAGUUGCGCGCGACGAUUGCCCGACGGCGAGGAGCUCCUCUGCGAAGAUCCCCAGCCAAUGUCCCUCGGCUCGCCUCGUCUCCAUGCCCCGAAUCGCUCUCUUUCGCCUCCCGACCAAGCUUCGGCGACGGGUCCGACGCAACCGCAUGGCCACCCUCGCCGCCGUCGCCGCCCUCCUUUUCCUCCUCGUCCUGCCCCUCUACUCGGUCUACUGCAUCUACAAGCCCCCGCGCUACCUCAUCGGCAGCCUGCGCCGCCUCUUCCCCGAUGUCCUCUUCGAGGUGACGACGAAUGAGAAGGUGAUCGCCCUGUCGCUCGACGAUGCGCCCUCGCCCCACACCAAGGAUAUCAUGGCCAUCCUGCGGGAAAACGACGCGCACGCCACCUUCUUCGUCAUCGGCGCCCAGGUCGACGGACGGGAGGACACGCUGCGGCAGCUGAUCCGCGACGGACACGAGCUGGCCAACCACGCGAUGCACGACGAGCCCUCGACGUCGCUCUCAAACGACCAGCUCGAGGCACAGGUCAAGGAGGUCAAGGCGAAGCUCGUGACCGCCUACGAAGCCGAGAAGAAGAUACUGCCCAACAACUAUUUCCGUCCAGGUUCCGGCUUCUUCAACCUGCGCAUGCGAGACAUGCUCGGCAACAGGGGCUUCCGCAUCGUCCUCGGCAGCAUAUACCCCCACGACCCCCAGAUACCGUACCCCACCGUCAACGCGAAGCACAUCCUGAGCAUGGCCCACCCGGGCGCCAUCAUCAUCUGCCACGACCGUCGUGGUUGGACCGCGCCCAUGUUGAGCACCGUCCUCCCCGAGCUGCGUCGGCGGGGCUACAAGAUUGUCACCAUUACAGACCUCGUCAAGACGGCUUACCCCAUGGGCAUGCAGUGA